Messenger RNA from Medioppia subpectinata, 670 nucleotides. The record is from the annotation of a GenBank genome assembly. Lineage: Eukaryota; Metazoa; Arthropoda; Arachnida; Sarcoptiformes; Oppiidae.
AGACUGUCUGUCUCUCAAUAUAUGGGCAAAGGAUAGUAAGCCAAUGAAACCGGUGAUGGUGUACAUACACGGAGGCGGCCUAACCAUGGGCUCCAGCUAUGCGUUCAACGGCAAAAUGUUGGCCACGUAUGACGUGGUUGUGGUGUCCGUCAACUACCGGUUAGGGCCGUUGGGCUGGCUCUUUGGCGACGGCGACGACGCGCCCGGCAAUAUGGGUCUAUACGACCAGUUGUUGGCACUCAAAUGGAUAAGAAACAAUAUUCACGCGUUUAGAGGCGACUACAGGAGGAUUACACUGUUCGGUGAGGGGGCCGGCGGGUGGUCAGUGUCGGCCCAUAUACUGUCCCCUCUGGCCAGGGGUUACUUUCACAGAGCUAUCCUCAGUAGCGGUGCUUAUUUUGACGACAAAAACUUAGGUUUUCUCAACAAAAGCGCGGCUUUAAAACAAUCGCAAGAAUUAGGCAAACAGUUUAAGUGCGUUAAAGGCUUUUUCUCCAAUUGGAUCGACUGUCUUAAGGCUAUUAAUCCCAUCGAUAUCAGCACUUAUCCACAGUUCUUCAGUUAUCCCGUCUUUGGCACAGAGUAUCUGCCAUACAAUGCACAGUACGCUAUCAGGAAAGGCAGAUAUAACUACGGUAUGAGUGCGAGAGAGAGAGAGAGAGAGAGAGAG